AUGGGAUCUCUGAUUGUCGAUCUCAUACACAAACUCUUAUCUUUGCGUGGGGAGCGUCCUGUCAUCAUCUUGGAUGGACUGGACGAGUGUGGAGCUCAGGAGGAACUUAGGUCUUUAAUGAAGCUAGUACUUAUCCUUGAUGAGCUGCCUGCCGCAUUUGCCGUGUUGGUCAGCUGUCGGCCAGAGUCAUCUGUUGUGUCGGCUUGGGUUAGAGCUCGAGCUCAGGGUCUUGUCAUACCCUGUGAAGACAUGGACAUUGUCGCUGAGGAAGAGAACUUCCACACUAUCCACCGCAUGGUGGAGGAAGGCCUUCGGGAUUGCAUCGACAACUCUUCCUGGAAACCAUCAAAAGAAGAAGUGGAUGCGUUUGUCUCAGCAUGUCGUGGAUUGCCGAUUAUCGCCUCAAUCCGAGUCCGGGAUGUCUCCUUUCAAACCUGUCGUGGUGCAACCCUUCGAUCCGAGUUCGAAUACUUUCGUGAUUUGAUCGAUGCCCCUGAAGACAUCAACAAGGAGUACCUGCGUGUACUUCGCCGUGCCUACAUAGUCGGUUCAUCUGGAGUCCGUAAACAUACAGCCAAGAAGUACCGCCAAGUGGUUGCCAUAAUCAAUGCGGCAUUCGAGCCACUAAGUGUGUUUUUUAUAUCGCAGCUGUCAGGAAUUGCCGAGGAAGAGGUCCUAGCCAUAUUGGAUCCAAUUAGCUCAAUUGUUGAUCUUUCUUCAAAGAUUGGCUUGGAACCUUCUUCGGAAAGUCUUGCAGAAAGUCCUCCAGAAAGUUCCUCAGAGGAAAUCCAGAGUGUCAAAUUCUAUCAUGCAACGAUGAAAGAGUUCAUAACGGGGGAUCCGAUUGGUAAUGAAAAUGACAAAGUAUUCUUUAUCAGAGAUGCGAAUAAGUAUUUCAUCGGACUACCACUCCUCCAAUUUUUCAAUAAUAGUUGUGAACGGAAUGUGUUUGAGUUGCCCACUGUUCUCCCUUUAGGAGAUAAACAGAAAUGGGGCGAUUUUCGGAAGAGGAAACGUCACCUCCCUCAUCAUCUCCGAUAUACUCGU
Cantharellus anzutake is the source of this 1047-nucleotide messenger RNA. RefSeq lists its product as uncharacterized. The record is from RefSeq and is a predicted model, not a curated record. Lineage: Eukaryota; Fungi; Basidiomycota; Agaricomycetes; Cantharellales; Hydnaceae. The annotation marks the transcript as partial. The transcript has a single exon.